Exophiala bonariae is the source of this 429-nucleotide messenger RNA. RefSeq lists its product as uncharacterized. Lineage: Eukaryota; Fungi; Ascomycota; Eurotiomycetes; Chaetothyriales; Herpotrichiellaceae. The record is from RefSeq and is a predicted model, not a curated record. The coding region runs from base 1 to 429 and encodes 142 amino acids. The transcript is spliced from 3 exons.
AUGCCUAUGGUUUGGAACUCCGAUGCCGAUGCGAGGCUCUUUGCUGCUGUCCUGGCGACCUCCGAUGUGAAAGUCAACUAUGCUGCAGUUGCCGCUAUGAUGGGUAAUGAUUGCACUGCCAAAGCCGUCACACAUCGCAUUGGCAACAUCAAGAAGGUGGCAGGUUCAACAAUCACUAACGAUGGUGAUGCGUCUGCUACGGGAACCCCCAAGACCACCACGCCCAAGGGCCGAAAGCGAGCAACAAAGACAAAUGAUGACUCCACUCCGUCCAAGAAGUCCAAAGUCGCUGCAACCACAACACCCAAACCUACCAAGAAAGAUGCUCCCUCCACCCCUGCAGUUGUCAAGGAAGAGAAAGCUGAAGACACCGAUACCGAAGAUACCAAGGACGGCAGUAUUACCACUCCUAAUGGUGACAACGCCUGA